GGGGGGGGGGGGGGGGAGGAUUGUUUAAUGUGCACAUUCAGAGCAAGCUGUUGUAGCGCACGCCUGUCUUAGGCACAGGCACCGACCUCAGCCGGUUUCUCUGUCCAGGACAGGAAAGGGCCGUGAAAUGUAAAUCUAUUUAUAGUCGGUCCCCAAGCUUCGCGAUUAUAAUUGAUACGGCAGAGCAUUUGUGAUCUAUUUCGGGGAAACAUUCAUGGAAAAACACAGUUAUAUUUAUAGCCACUUAGUUGGGCAAUAUCACCAAGGUUGAUUGAUUAUUCAUCAAUUGCAGCUUGCCUUCGUUCAUUAUGCAGGGGACAAUUGUUCUUCUUUGAAGCAUACAAAUGGAUAUUUUCGAAACCAUAUGAAAUUCUUCUGUGGAGCAAUUUAUAUCAGAUGACCACGAAGAACGUCCUUGUAUGUUAUUGAAUAGUUCCUUGAACUUCAAGUAAACGCCAAGGUGUAGGUGAAAGCACAAAUAUAGUACCAGUUAAACCUGGGAAAAUAGCUAUAGUCACUGGUGUUUUGUGAUAAAGUGACGACGCGAAAUAAAACAGAAGAAAGCGAAAUAAGAUUCGUGUGCAAACAUUUUAUUAACGGAAAACAGUUUAAACACCAUACUGAUUUUAAAUAAGGUGAAAUGGGUCAAACAGUAAGUGAGUGUAAAUCGGCGAGUUUGAAAGCGGAUCAUAUUGCGCAAAGGCAUGACACGUUUGCUGAGUGGAAGGGGAAGAAGAAUUCCAUUCAGUUGGCGAUAGCUGGGUUCCAGUACACGGGCACCGGGGAUAAAGUGGUGUGUCCCACUUGUAAGUUAAAACUCUACAAUUGGCUUGGGUCGGAGGAUGCAGUCGAGCUACACAGGUCCCGAUCUCCGGACUGCGCUUUCAUCCAAAAAUGGUUCAGUCGUCACGGACAACAGACUGUCAGUGACGCCACUGCCGAAAAGAGUCUCGACUGUUUGAAGCCACCGAAACAUCCGGCUUUUAGGGACUACCAAAAGAGGCUAAAAAGCUAUGUUGGUUGGCCUCUAAAACUCGAACAGCAGAGUCCAUCUCGUAUGGCCGACGAGGGGUUUUUCUACGUCGGUUUUAAGGACAGAGCCAGUUGCUUCCACUGCGGUUUGACCCUGGUAGACUGGGAUUAUGAUGACGUACCGCUUGAAGUCCAUGUCACCUACUCGCCGGAAUGUGAGUUUGCCCAGGAUAGGACGAAGAUGUUGCAGGGAUCCCUGGAGAAACCGAACACGCCAUCGACAACAUCGUGCACAGAGACAAAUUCGCAAAGCCAUGUUGAAAAAGGACUGUGUAAUGGAAGCGAUUCUCAGAGCUCCUCUGUCCAAGGUGCCGCUGGCGCAGUCGGUGGAGCAUCUGGCGUUUCUGGUGAGAAGUCUGGUAACCAUGGUGAUGUUUCCAAGACGACCCGAUACAGUCCAAUAGUGCAAGCAGUCAUGGAGUUCGGCUACAGCAUAGAUGAGAUCGAGAGAGUGGUUCGGGAGGAGAAACGGAGAUCAGGCAAGGAUUUCCCAGAUGCACCUGCUUUGUUUCGCGCGCUCUCUGACGAACCAGGUGUAUGACAUUUGGAACAGUUUCGACCCCGGAAAUUAAGAAAAUGGCCACGGCAAAACAAUAUGCAGUGGGGAAAUAGUUUCCAUGUCAUUUCGUUUUCUUUUGUUUAACGGUGGUGUUGUGACAGAAAAGUCAUCUUUGGCAGUUUCAGGAAGGCGGACGGUCGACAUUUUUUCAACUCGAAGAAUAAUAAACUUAAUUCGUCGCCAUCCUUAUUUAAUUUACAUUAAAUUGUUUAUAAAAAAAUAUCCGAGCUAAGUACAAAUGUUGUGUGUAAGUUUGUAGAUGCUAUUUGUCUUUGUCCUUGUCUAAUUUAUUGUAUUUUGCGUUUUUCGUCCCACUGUGUAUUGUUUGUUUACCUCGUGUAGCCAUAGUGCUCAUUAUUCCGUGAUAGCACGUGUAUUGCCAGAUACCAUUGUUUUCACCGACUAUUGACCCCCCUACUACUAUAUACAUGAAGUUCAAGGAACUAUUCAAUAGCAUACAAGAAAGUUCUUCAUGGUUUCGGUCAUCUGAUAUACCGUUGUUUUCACCGAAUAUUGACCCCCCUACUACUUUAUAUAUUAGCGUAUUGAUAGUUUAGAUUGUGUUUAUUAUGUCUCAGCCAAAGAACUCCGUUGACCGGGCAUCUGACCGGCUCAAUGAGAGUUCGUCAACAAUGACCGCUGACGUUGUAGCGGAAUUGGGUUUGAAUUAUAUAAGUGAUGUAAGGGAAAUAACUCUAUUUGUAUACGUCUGUUAUGUCAUUAUGUUAUUGUUAUAUUAUUGUUAAGUAAUUAAAGUUGGUUAAAGUAAUUAA
Molecule: messenger RNA, 2364 nt
Organism: Gigantopelta aegis
Lineage: Eukaryota; Metazoa; Mollusca; Gastropoda; Neomphalida; Peltospiridae
Product: baculoviral IAP repeat-containing protein 3-like
Exons: 1
Coding region: 641-1573 (310 amino acids)
Biological process (GO): regulation of cell cycle
Cellular component (GO): nucleus; spindle microtubule; cytoplasm
Source: RefSeq, a predicted model, not a curated record